AUGGCAAAGUACAAGCUUGUAAUGUUAGCAGCUAUGGGCUUAGCUUCACUUUAUAUGAUGCAUUUAUUGGCCAUGGAUUAUAUGAAAAUACAAAAAAUUAUGUCUGUUGCACAAAGGUUAUCACCAGCAAUUGCAAGUGCUGCUCGUGCUUUAUUACGUGGAAAACGUGAUCUUUCUUCCUUUAGGAUAACUAAUAAUACAACAAUAUCAAAAUUUAAUACAAAUUUUGGUUUAUCUAAAGAGGAAGAAGAAGUUUUAGAUAAUUUUAAAGAUAAUUUAAAAUUUAAUUGGGAUGCAAUUUUAAAAAUGGAUUUUUUAAAAUGUUCACAAUCUUUAAUAUGUCAAAUAACAGCUGGAGCAGUAAAAAAUGAAACAAUUGCUGAAAAUAUUGGAAUGGUCAUAAAAUUUAAAAUGUGUUAUACAGAAUAUCCUUUAUGUGUUUAUUCAGCUAAUACAAUGAUAAAAAUUUUAAAAUGGUUUAUUAAUUUUAUGGGU
Messenger RNA from Condylostylus longicornis, 495 nucleotides. RefSeq lists its product as uncharacterized. Lineage: Eukaryota; Metazoa; Arthropoda; Insecta; Diptera; Dolichopodidae. The transcript has 3 exons. The annotation marks the transcript as partial. The record is from RefSeq and is a predicted model, not a curated record.